Messenger RNA from Pichia membranifaciens NRRL Y-2026, 1917 nucleotides. RefSeq lists its product as hypothetical. Gene Ontology annotation, molecular function: mitochondrial ribosome binding; GTPase activity; GTP binding. Lineage: Eukaryota; Fungi; Ascomycota; Pichiomycetes; Pichiales; Pichiaceae. The record is from RefSeq and is a predicted model, not a curated record. Gene Ontology annotation, biological process: positive regulation of translation. Gene Ontology annotation, cellular component: mitochondrion. Bases 1 to 1917 code for a protein of 638 amino acids. The transcript has 2 exons.
AUGCCGCGGAGGCCGCUGAGGCUGCAGGUGAGGCCGUCCACGCUGCGCAGCGCAGUGCGAUGGAACUCGACAUCAACGACAACGGCUGCAGAAGGGUCUGCACCGUUCACGCCAGGAAGCGAACAGUACAAGGGCUACACAAAGUACGUGCUCGACAAGCGGAACAACCCGACGCCGAUCCUGUCGAACGAGGAGCUCAGCGAGCGGAUCAGCCGGAUCCCGCUGAAAAACUACCGGAACUUCAUCAUCGUGGCCCACAUCGACCACGGCAAGUCGACGCUGAGUGACCGGCUGCUUGAAAUCACCGGAGUGGUGAACCCGACGGUGGACAACAAGCAGGUGUUGGACAAGCUCGACGUGGAGAGGGAGCGGGGGAUCACGGUGAAGGCGCAGACGGUGUCGAUGAUCUACCACUACCGCGGGGAAGACUACAUGCUGCACUUGGUGGACUCGCCGGGCCACGUAGACUUUCGCUUGGAGGUGAUCCGGUCGUACGCGUCAUGCCAGGGGGCGCUGCUGCUAGUCGACGCCAGCGAGGGCAUCAAGGCGCAGACGGUGGCGAACUUCUACCUCGCGUACUCGAUGAACUUGCACUUGAUUCCCGUGAUCAACAAGAUCGACCUCGACACGGCAGACGUCCCGCGGGCAGAGGACCAGAUCGAGGAGACGUUUGAGCUCUUGCGAGACGACAUCGUGCACGUGAGUGCGAAGACCGGGUUCAACGUUGAGUACCUCCUGCCCAAGAUCAUCGAGGACGUGCCGGCGCCGCCGGCGGAGAAGUACAACCGGGAGCUGCCGCUGCGGGCGCAGGUGGUGGACUCAUGGUACGACCCUUACGUGGGUGUGAUCAUGCUUGUGAACGUGGUGGACGGAAGCCUGAAGAAGGGGGACAAGGUGGAGUUCUGCAAGACGAGCGAGCGGUACGAGGUGAAGGAGGUGGGUGUCAUGUAUCCGGACAGACGGCCGCUGCCGCUGCUCGUUGCCGGGCAGGUGGCGUACGUGAUCCCCGGGUUCAAGGACCCGAACAACGUGUUUGUGGGCGACACUUUGCGGAAAGUGGGCAGCGCCGUGGAGCCGUUGCCCGGGUUCGAGGAGCCCAAGCCAAUGGUGUUCGUCGGGGCGUUCCCGGCGGACGGCACGGACUUCAAGAAGAUGGAGGAAAGCCUCCAGCACUUGUUUCUCAACGACCGGUCGGUGGUGUUCCAGCGGACGACGUCCAACGCGCUCGGCCAGGGCUGGAAGCUCGGCUUCUUGGGCUCGUUGCACGCCUCCAUCUUCAAGGACCGGCUCGAGAAGGAGCACGGCAAGAACCUCAUCAUCACCGCGCCGACUGUGCCGUACAAGGUCGCCUUCAAGGGCGGCCGCGAGAAGAUCAUCUCGAACCCGGACGACUUCCCCGACGGCACCAAGAAGAGCAGCGUGGUGCAGCUCUCCGAGCCCUACGUGGAAGCCCUCAUGACCUUCCCCAAGGAGUACACCGGCGCGGUCAUGACGCUCUGCGAGAACAACCGCGGCCAGCAGAAGGAGCUGCAGUACCUCAGCAACGGCCAGACCCUCAUGAAGUACGACAUCCCCACCGCCCACCUCAUCGACGACUUCUUCGGCAAGCUCAAGGGCGUCACCCGCGGCUACGCCUCCCUCGACUACGACGACGCAGGCUACAAGCCGAGCGACAUCUACAAGAUGGAGCUGCUCCAGUUCGAGGUCGUCAUCCAGGCCCGUGCCAACGGCCGUGUCGUUGCCCGUGAAACCAUCAAGGCCCGCCGCAAGGACGUGCUUGCCAAGCUCCACGCGAGUGAUAUCAGCCGACGCAAAAAGCUUCUCUCCAAGCAGAAGGAGGGUAAGAAGCACAUGAAGAGCGUAGGCCAGGUCCACAUUGCCAACGACGCCUUCCAGGCUUUUCUCCGCCGCGAGUGA